GAAUAAAAUGUGUUCUUUAAAACCAAUGCUGAAAUAACUUUUCCAAGACGUCAUGCAACUCAAACAAUGAGUAAAGAUAUCCUGCUCUAAUCCAGAUGUGCACUCAAUGCUUUGUAUUAUUCCUCUUAUAUUGAAAAUGAAUCCAGGGUAAGACUUGUAAAUGGGAAACAUUUAAAUUUAAUUUAAAUGAACAUUCUCAGCUUUAAUUAUUUCAUGUGGUAUCUUUGUACUCAGAUAAUUUACAGCAGAAAUGUUUAGGAAGAACUUAAUUCUGCCUGAAUUUUAAUGUUAACAACAUCAUGGGGAAAAAUUGUAAUUGAACAACAAUGUUUACCUUUGAAAUGUCUCAAAUUAAUGUUCACUGAACUCGUAUUUCAUUGCUUUUGUUCCCUCUUUCAUAAUAGACAACGGAGUGUGACUUGUGUCCCAUCGUCUGCCUGGUAACAGAUGAUGAUCAGGUCAUGUGAUCCUUCCUCUGCUUCUUCCAGCAGCUCUCAGUCAGACUCUCUCAGUGUUUGUCAGGUCAACAGAGGAACAUGGCUUCAUCCUUUCUCAGCUUCUCCCUCCUCUUCAUCAGCCUCCACGCAGCAGAUGGAUUUCGGAGCUUUUAUGUGACCCGCUGUGAGUUUAACUCCACUGAGCUGAAGGACAUCGAGUACAUCAGGUCUACUUAUUACAACAAGAAGGAGAUCGUCAGGUUCAGCAGCAGUGUGGGGAAGUUUGUUGGAUUCACUGAGUACGGACUGAAGUGUGCUGAUGACUGGAACAACAAUCCUUCAUAUAUGGCUGGGCUGAGAGCUUCGAAGGAGAGGUACUGCCUAAACAACGUUGGGAUCGACUACCAGGCUCGUCUGUCUAAGUCAGCUGAGCCCUACGUCAGGCUGCGCUCCAAGACGCCCUCUGGUGGUAAACAUCCCUCCAUGUUGGUCUGCAGCGUCUUCAGCUUCUACCCCAAACAGAUCAUAGUGGGCUGGCUCAGAGACGGACAGGAAGUCACCUCUGAUGUCACUUCCACUGAUGAGCUGGCAGACGGGGACUGGUACUACCAGGUCCACUCUCACCUGGAGUACACGCCCAGGUCUGGAGAGAAGAUCUCCUGUGUGGUGGAGCACGCCAGCCUGAAGGAACCUCUGGUGACUGACUGGGACCCGUCCCUGCCUGAGUCUGAGAGAAACAAGAUCGCCAUGGGAGCCUCAGGACUGAUCCUGGGUCUGAUCUUAUCUCUGGCUGGAUUCAUCUACUACAAGAGGAAGGCCCGAGGAAGGAUUCUGGUCCCCACUAACUGAUUCUGGACCUGGACCUGGAUCUGGAUCUGGACCCGAUCCUGCAGCUGCUGCUUCAUCCUGCUUCCUGUGUUUCAGCUCAGCAGACUGGCUGAACAGCUGGUUCUCUGAUGGUCUCUUUAAACCCUGAUCCAGGACUGUCAGACCUGCUCCCUCUCCGUGUGAUCUGAUGCUUCAGUUUCUGGUUCACGCUGAGCAGGUGUGACAGACGUGACAGAGUCUGGAGACGCCGUGGAGAACGUUCUGCUGCCUGCAACAUCCUCCAGCAGGACCGGUUUGGCGGUGGGUCAGUGAUGGUGUGGGGUGGCGUUUCUCUGGGGGGCGGCACGGCCCUCCGUGUGCUCGCCAGAGGUAGCCUGACUGCCGUUAGGUACCGAGAUGAGAUCCUAGGACCCCUUGUGAGACCAUAUGCUGGUGCGGUCGGCCCUGGGUUCCUC
Molecule: messenger RNA, 1720 nt
Organism: Micropterus salmoides (largemouth bass)
Lineage: Eukaryota; Metazoa; Chordata; Actinopteri; Centrarchiformes; Centrarchidae
Product: H-2 class II histocompatibility antigen, E-S beta chain-like
Exons: 7
Coding region: 537-1286 (249 amino acids)
Biological process (GO): immunoglobulin production involved in immunoglobulin-mediated immune response; peptide antigen assembly with MHC class II protein complex; positive regulation of T cell activation
Cellular component (GO): MHC class II protein complex; membrane
Molecular function (GO): MHC class II protein complex binding
Source: RefSeq, a predicted model, not a curated record